Molecule: messenger RNA, 2047 nt
Organism: Chelonia mydas (Green sea turtle)
Lineage: Eukaryota; Metazoa; Chordata; Testudines; Cheloniidae
Gene: TSPAN7
Product: tetraspanin 7
Exons: 8
Coding region: 233-982 (249 amino acids)
Cellular component (GO): membrane
Source: RefSeq, a predicted model, not a curated record
GCUCCCUCCCUCCCGCGCCGGGCUGGGCUGGGCUGGGCAGGCAGCGCGCCGCGCUCCCGGCGGCGGCUGUGACUCCACAAUGCUGGGCUCGGGCAGGAGGCGGGGCGGGCGGCGGCGCCGUGACUGAGCGGCGAGCGGGGCAGGCGGCGCGGAUAAGCCGCAGGCUGGAGCGAGCCGAGCGCUGAGCCCCCCCCUUCCCGCCCCCUCCCCCAGCAGCCGGGCCCUCAGUAGUAUGGCAUCGAGGAGAAUGGAGACCAAACCCGUGAUAACGUGUCUGAAAACCCUGCUCAUCAUCUACUCCUUCGUCUUCUGGAUCACAGGCGUUAUUCUUCUCGCCGUUGGAGUCUGGGGGAAGCUCACUUUAGGCACAUAUAUCUCUCUCAUUGCCGAAAACUCUACCAAUGCCCCCUAUGUGCUUAUUGGGACUGGUACCACAAUUAUUGUCUUUGGCCUGUUUGGCUGUUUCGCCACUUGUCGUGGCAGCCCAUGGAUGCUGAAACUGUAUGCCAUGUUCUUGUCCCUGGUGUUUCUGGCAGAGCUAGUGGCUGGCAUUUCAGGAUUUGUAUUUCGCCAUGAGAUCAAGGACACUUUCCUUAGGACAUACACUGAAGCUAUCCAGAAUUACAACGGCAAUGAUGAGCGAAGCCGCGCAGUGGAUGACGUACAACAGAGUCUGAGAUGCUGUGGCAUUCAGAAUUACACCAACUGGAGCACGAGCCCUUACUUCUUUGAACACGGUAUUCCCCCAAGCUGCUGCAUGAACGCCAGUGACUGCAAUCCCCAGGAUCUGCGCAAUAUGACUGUUGCUGCCACUAAAGUGAACCAGAAGGGCUGUUAUGAUCUGGUAACCAGUUUUAUGGAGACAAAUAUGGGAAUCAUAGCUGGAGUGGCUUUUGGAAUUGCAUUCUCACAGUUGAUUGGAAUGCUGCUGGCAUGCUGUCUGUCCCGAUUUAUCACUGCCAAUCAGUAUGAGAUGGUGUAACAAGUCUUUCAGAGAUGUGAAAUACAGAGCCUGUCUCAAAAUCAGGAACUGCAGAAAUCUAGGAAGACUUUAAAGAAUGUUAGAGCACACUCUCUCGCUCGCUCACACGCGCGCACGCACACACAAACACACACACCCCAUCUUCUAAACUCCGUACCAUGUGAAGUACCAUUCCGUCAAGUACUAUUGCACCACCAAGAGUAGCUUGAACCAUUCAGCAUCCAGUACUGUACACUCCAUCUUAGAGGCUCUGCAUAUGAUGGCACUAUAUGUAUGUUCUUGGUCAUACAGUAGUUGCGUUGUAAGUGAACAAUGGUAAUCCAUUAACAGCAUCGAUCAGGCUGUGCAUGUAGUGACUGGAGGGCAAAAUUAGCCUUUCACCAUGGUCAAUAAGUGUUGCACACGUUCAUUUAAACCAGUAUAUUCAAUAUAUAUUCUUUUGCUUUACUAAAUCUUAGUUUCUUGUUUUGUUUACUGCUUUACUAAGGUUUUCAUCUUCUCGCCACAAAUGCCCCCUUCCCCCAAAACACAAGAAAUCAGUAACAUAACAUAAAGAUACUUGAAAAAUAAUGUUAUAAUGUUGUGCUUGAAGGGAACUGUUAUUUCUGACGUUCUACUACAUCUUUGAUUCUUAUUCAAUGUUGUAUGCCUAGUGCGUAUGCCAGUAGACUUUGUCUAGUGCAUUUUGCCUCUGAACCUGAACCUGUGUAAUAUUGUUAUGAAGCUGUGUUGUUGCUUACUGUGAAGGCAGUAAUUUUGCUUCUUUUAUUUUUUUAUUAGAUAACUAUGAACUAAUCAAAUUGUGCUGUAAUGCGGCCUUCAUCCUUUUUUUUUUAUUCUUUCUUUUUUUUCCCAUUGACGUUACAGCCACCAAAUAUGUUGUCAGAUCUAUCAAAACAAAACAUAAACAAGCAUACAGAAUAUUUUUGCGGGGGGGGGAGCAAAAGUGUAAAACCUUUUUAAAAAAAUGGGAUUUUUUUAAUAAUGCCUCUGUCUAGCAUGCCAACAAGAAUGCGUCGAUAUUGUAUUUGUGAAAUAUGUAUUAAUAAAUGGAACUAUUACAGA